GCCGAUAACCAGCUGCUGGAAUUCGCCAGAGAACAUGAGGACGAAGAGGAAUCAGUGACCACAACGUCAGGGAACCCGAACCCAUUCCAAAAUGCCACCCUAACAGUGGGUCCAAAGGGCCCAAUUUUAUUGCAGGACUGGUUUUACAUUGAUGAAAUGUCCCACUUUGAUCGUGAACGCAUCCCUGAACGGGUGGUGCACGCCAAGGGUGCCGGGGCGUUCGGGUACUUCGAAGUGACCCACGACAUCACCCAGUACACUGCUGCGAAGGUGUUCUCUGAAAUAGGCAAGAAGACACCUCUGGCUGUCAGGUUCUCUCAAGUGGCAGGUGAGAUGGGUUAUCCGGACACUGUAAGGGACAUAAGAGGGUUCGCCGUCAAGUUUUACACUGAGGACGGAAUAUGGGACCUUGUAGGCAACAAUACACCGAUAUUUUUCAUCAAGGACGCCGCCCUUUUUCCUAGUUUCAUUCACAUUCUCAAAAGGAACCCUGUGACGCACCUACGUGACCCAGACAUGUUUUGGGACAUGAUAACCUUGCGUGCCGAGACCACACACCAGUCCAUGAUAUUCUUUUCCGACAGGGGGAUCCCCUACACUUACCGCAACAUGCACGGCUAUGGUUCUGACACUUUUGCCUUUGUUAAUAAGUUUGGCAAGUUUUUCUACUGCAAGUUCCACUAUCUAACCAACCAAGGAAUACAGGGUCUGACGGCGGCCCAGGCAACCAGGAUAGCAGGAGAGGACCCAGAUUGGUACAUCAGAGACCUGUACAACGCAAUAGCUAAAGGCGACUACCCCUCCUGGGACUUCUACAUCCAAAUAAUGACCCCCGAACAAGCAGCCACCAACACCUACGACCCCUUCGACGUAACCAAAGUGUGGCUGCACGCCGACUACCCUUUGAUACCAGUGGGACGGAUAGUCCUGAACAGGAACCCCAAGAAUUACUUCGCCGAAGUGGAACAGAUGGGCUUCGACCCGGCUCAUUUGAUACCGGGAAUUGAGCCGAGUCCCGAUAGGAUGUUGCAGGGGAGGCUGUUCGCCUACGGCGACACCCACAGACACCGCUUGGGGCCCAACAGCCUCCAGUUGCCGGUCAACAGUCCGUUCAAGUUCCACACGUACACCAGAGACGGCUACGGCACCAUCAACAGCCAAGGUGGCGCCCCCAACUACCACCCCAACAGUUUCAGGGGCCCCGUCUCAGAUAAAAGGGCCAACGCUUUGUCCCCGGCCAUUCCUUUAGUGGGGGUUGCCGACAGGACGGACAACGCUCAGGACGACACCAAUUAUAUUCAGGCCAGGCUGUUGUGGGACAGGGUGCUCAAGCCGGACGAGAAGGCGAGGACGAUUGACAAUAUCGUGAUGAUGUUGAAGUUGGCGAACAACGUGCUGCAGCACAGGGCUAUUAAUAACUUCUCGAACGUCGAUCCGGAACUGGGACGCGUGCUGAGGGAGAAGCUUCAGAAAAUUCAGACGCACGCCGACUUGUAAACUUUGCCGGAACGUUUUUAUGUUAUUAUCUUAUGUUUACUCUGUUAUGUUUUUAAUUUUUCAUUAAUAUAUUUGUAAUUAAUAUAAAUUAUGCAGAUGAAAUUGAGUUAUUUAUAUUCUUUUUUGGUGUAUUCAUUAAUUUACUUGAUGAGAACACGUUCCCUUCAAUUAUGGAUGAAGAAAAUCUUUGUCUUUAACCAUAUUCAAUGAUAAAAGUAUCAAAAUAAUAUUUAAAUAU
Messenger RNA from Aethina tumida (small hive beetle), 1735 nucleotides. Its product is annotated as catalase-like. Gene Ontology annotation, biological process: response to hydrogen peroxide; hydrogen peroxide catabolic process. The record is from RefSeq and is a predicted model, not a curated record. Gene Ontology annotation, cellular component: peroxisome; cytoplasm; mitochondrion. Bases 157 to 1497 code for a protein of 446 amino acids. The transcript is spliced from 5 exons. Gene Ontology annotation, molecular function: heme binding; catalase activity. Lineage: Eukaryota; Metazoa; Arthropoda; Insecta; Coleoptera; Nitidulidae.